Messenger RNA from Hyaloperonospora brassicae, 3012 nucleotides. The record is from the annotation of a GenBank genome assembly. Lineage: Eukaryota; Oomycota; Peronosporomycetes; Peronosporales; Peronosporaceae.
AUGAACCUCGAGUCGUGGCUCUUUGGGGACGACAGGUCGAGCGACGAGGGGUCGAGUGCUGCUCGACGGUCGCCGUUCCGUGUCGAUCGCCCCAGUUCGGCGUCUCAGGCAUCGGCAGGAGACGUCUCGACGGCCUCAACGGACCGGAGCGCCUUUUCCAAUCCAAUGUUGCCCGUGAGCGCCAAGUUGCGGAAGCUCUUUCGUCCCACGACGCUGCAGUGGAAGCGACCGGGAGGCGCAACGCCGAAGAGUGGGGACACAUCGCAUCGGCAAGCGCAGAUUCGAGACGUGUGUUCGCUCGAGAGCGUCCAGCAGCUCCAGGGCCACGUGCCGUUCACGCUCCAGGAGAUUGUCAAAGACCCGAGGAAGUUGCCGUAUUUGCUGCAGUGGCUCUCGAUCGACACAGAGGCUGAAGACAGUGUCGAGAGGCCGAGCAAUUACCACCAGGUGCUGCUGUUUCUCAUGGAAGUUGAGCAGCUACAGACGGUCAAGGAGAGCAAACGGCGCGAGCAGGCGCACAAGAUCUGGCUCAAGUACAUUGACAAGGCAUCCGAGUUUCAGAUCUCGACGACACUCGAGCUCACUGCGGAGCUCGAGCAGCUCGUGAAGGAAAAGGUGGAUCGGACCGACAAGGUCCACGACAGUUUCUUUCCGAUCCAGAAGCUGGCAUACAUGCGGCUGACGCGCGAAGAGAUGCCGCGAUUUCUCAAGAGCGACGAGUACCUCAAGAUGCUCAUUGACACGGAAGAGGGUACGAGGAGAAUCUCGAUCGAAAAAGUGCUGCAGCAACCGCGAGCAGCGCACUAUUUUCUUCUCUUUCUGAUGCAGACCCGGCAGCAUUUUGAGCUCUACUUUUGGCUACAUGUCGAGUACGUGCUCAAACCAUUGCUAGAAGAAGCGGACGAUGCGCUGUUCUGGCAAUUGGCGCGCGCACUCGUCGACAAGGCGCAGAACGAUUCGCAGGCCAUCACGCUUGCGACCAAAAACGAUUUGUACCUGGCGGUGGCCAGUCGCCGCGGUGACGAGAAACAGCAGCCGCCACAAGCUGUGACCAAAGCGCUUUUCAUCAGAGCGCAGCAAGAGAUCUUUGCGAUGUUGCAAUCCUCGUGUUUUGGCCGGUUCAUCCGAAGCAAUCUGUACAAGGUGGCGCUGCAGGACGCACUGAUCCACUUCGACCUCGUGGAGAAGCCCGAACACGAUAUAGCUAGGAAGGCGUUGUCUCGAGCCUUUUCUUCUGCGGAGUACUCCAAGGUACGCACGGAUGCUGGCAGGACCGACGCACCAGUGGGCAACGUGGAAAGCGACGAUGGCGUGAUGGAACAAGAAGACAAGGAGGAGCAUCUCGGCAGUACGCCGACUGUAGCAGACGACUUGGAUCACGCGAGUGCGAAAAGCAGCGAAGGAGAGAGUCGAAGUGAUGCCGAGGAAAGUGGUGGCCGCACCUUUGACGAAGUUGAGCUGAACCUCGAGAGCAUCAUACGACUGACGAACUUGCCCGAAGGCCUUCAAGUGCACUACCGGCCAAAUUACGAGUCGCCGAGCGCAAGUGCGCCAAAUUUGAAGGAGGGCGACAGCGGGAUCGAUGCUAUACUGACGUUUGCGACAUUUGUAGAGAAACAGGAGGAGGGAAAUGCCGCUGCGACGUUGAUGCUCAUGCCUGUCUCGAACCCAAGCACGGAUGGAGUCUAUAGUGACGAGUGGAUGGAUGACGUUUCAAGACGCAUCAAGACAUUUCUCGUGCCGAGCGGUCGAAUUCUCAUCGAUGGAUCAGGAGGUGAAAAGUGUCCGGCUGAUGCAUUGUUUUCGUUUCAGCAAAGCGGCCGGGAUGGGUUUCUGUUCGGCUCAGUCUACUUGACAUACGAACUAAUGCAUGUAGGGUCGUUGAACGACGAGAUCUACGUUGCGAAGGGCUUCUGCUUGCUUUCCCACCUACCGCUCGUGAACUCUUUGAGAAGGUUGAUGGAAGAACACGUGCAAGCGGCACCGGAUCGGUCCAGCCUUUUGGCACACGACUGCUUGGCAUUAUUGUUCCAAAGCAGCCUCAAGUGGAAACACACGACAAUCACUAGCGCCAGGACUCACACGUAUGUGCACCCGGACAUGCGGCGUCUAGCGCAUCGGCAGUACAGCAGCAUUCCGGGCCCGCCUUUGACUUCGCUGGAAACUCAGGUGGACGUUCCAAUGAAGAUCCUCUUCGAGCAGUUUGGUACUGCCCUCGUUCUCCAGAUCCUCGCCAGCGCUGUACUUGAGUGCAGCGUCGUCGUGGUGGCAAGUCAGUAUUCGUUGCUGACAAUGUGUGCCGAAGCUAUCCGCAACUUGCUUCGACCGUUCUCGUGGUGUCACGUGUACGCGCCUGUGCUGCCAAAGCCAUUGCUCUCGUAUCUGCAGUGUCCGACGCCGAUUCUUGUGGGCGUACACAGCUCGUUCGCAUUGCGAUCCGACCUGCCAACACGUGGCCUAUACCUUGUCGCUGACGUCGACCGCAAGGUCGUGGAAUACGUUGGUAGUGAGUCGGUGUCUUGGCGCGGCGUGGGUCUGCUAAAUGACGUCGAAGAGAAUACGAUCUUUUUGCCCAGGUGCUUUGAAGCGGCGAAGCACGAGCUGGACAGGUUGCUGUUCCCAAGCGCAUUGAUGUACGAUUCGAUAGGCGGGUGCGACAACGUGCCACCCGACGCAACAGACAGUCGCUUGCCUUGCAAAGUGUCUCCGGAAACGGAAGCCGAGCAAGACGAGCAGUUGCGUGGCAUUUGCUUUGACUUGUUCUCCGAGCUGUUGAGUGGUCACACGAACGCUUGUCUUGUGGUAGGUGACACGAAGGAGUCGGUAGUCAUCUUUGACGAAACCGAGUUUCUCGCUGCUCGUGCUGAGGAGGACUUGCCAUUUUACCAAUCGCUGUUGCGCACUCAGUGCUUCUCGGAAAUCGUGAGCGCACACCGGAUAAACAUGAGCCCAAGAGAGAGAGACUCUGAAGUUUUGAGUGCAGACGAUGAUCUGCAGGAAGGCAUAAUUUAA